AUGGGUUCGAUUUUCUCGGUCCCCAUCUAUUUCGUCAUUUUCCGUGAAACUACGGAAGCUGCCGUCAUUGUGUCGGUUUUGCUCUCGUUUUUGAGUCAAGUUCUCGUCGGUGAUGACCAAAUGCGAAAGCGCCUCUCCCGCCAGGUCUGGGCAGGAACACUCCUGGGAUUGCUAAUCUCCAUAGCUAUAGGAGCAGCAUUCAUUGUCGUCUGGAACAAGUAUGGUAACAACUUGUGGCUUAACAGUGAGGGCAUCUGGGUUGGAGUGUUUUCCCUCGUUGCCGUGGCCAUGAUCACGGUUAUGGGUUUGGCCAUGCUCCGUACUACCCAGAUGCAAGAGAAGUGGAAGGUCAAGCUCUCCAAGGCCAUGGACCACGAGAAUGAGAAGGGCCUCGGUAACACUUCCCGUCGCUAUGCCAUGUUUAUUCUCCCUUUGAUUACCGUCCUUCGUGAGGGUCUCGAAGCCAUUGUCUUCAUCGGAGGAGUGACAUUCACAACCGAGUCCAAGUCGAUCCCUCUGGCUGUCGUCAUCGGUCUACUCUCUGGAUUCCUUGUCGGUUACAUCAUUUACCGUGGAGGUAACGGAAUGAACUUGCAUCGAUUCUUUACCGCCUCGACCUGCCUUUUGCUCUUGCUCGCUGCUGGUUUGGUUGCCAGGGCUGUUGCUGCCUUUGAGUCCUAUGUCUGGGGCAAGCUCACCAAUGCCCAGUCCGAUGACGGUGGCACCUACGAUCCUCGCUACAAUAUCUGGGCCCUCAGCUGCUGCGACCCCAACAACAACGAUCAAGGAGGCUGGCAAUUGUUCAACGCCCUCUUCGGCUGGUCCAACAUCGGAACAAUCGGCUCGGUGGUCUGCUACAUCGCCUACUGGUUGAUUGUUAUCGCCAUCCUGGUCUUCAUGAAAUUGAAGCGCAGACGCAUCGCGAAGGCCAACGCCCUCAAUGCCUCCCACAACCUCUCCAACGCCACCAGCGGAGAGAAGCAAUCUCUUGAGCUCGAGGACCAGAAGGUUAUCCCCGCCCCUGCCGCUACCGAGGCGACUCGCGCCCAUGGCGAUGCCAUCAAUGAGGACGAGCCUGCCAACCUCAAGCAUCUCUAA
Molecule: messenger RNA, 1098 nt
Organism: Linnemannia hyalina
Lineage: Eukaryota; Fungi; Mortierellomycota; Mortierellomycetes; Mortierellales; Mortierellaceae
Source: the annotation of a GenBank genome assembly